AUGCCCGAAAUAACAUGUCCUUCCUGCGAUAAAAAGCUUGCAUCAAUCACCGGUUAUAGUCAGCAUCUUGCAAAAACCACCAAUCCUGCCUGUCGUACCCUCUACCUUUCCUCACGGCGAUUCGCUCCAGACCCAGCAAAUGAUGUAGAUAUAGACGCACCUGAUCCAAAUCAUCCGCUGCAUUUUGGAGGUGAUUUUUUUGGAACAUACGCUGAGGAUGAGUUUGCAUGGCCAGGGUCAGAUGACGAGGGGGAUGUUGGUCAAGCACCUAUGGAUGAAGAUGACUCAGAUAUUGACAUCAAUGAUCACGACGAAUGGGAGCCUCCUGCAGCACCAGCACCCUCAAGUCAUUCUGCGGAGCAUCAUGACACUAACAAUCAUGACAAAUGGGAACCUCCUGUAGUGCCAGCACCUGCGCACAAUGAUGCCUUACACCCACCUACCGCAGAUCAAGGCCAAGAUGCUUUUCAUAUGGCGCAGCGGCGACUUCUUGAACACGAACAAGUACCUAUAAUUGUCCAUUACCCUGAUCAACGAGCUGGACAGCCCAUCGACUCAGCCAUCAAGCAGCCAAGCAAUAUAACCUACCAUGCACAGCUUAAUGGCUCGAAACUUGUUUCUAUUGAAGGUCUUAGCGAAAAGAUUGGUCUUUCCUUCAAGAAUACAUGGGAACUGAACAAGAUCAUCGACGAUGAACUUCCAGGCCGUCCGAAAUUCAAACAUGAUCAGAUUGUCGUUGCUAAUGAAGCGUUUGAUGUCUACUAUCGUGAUAUCAUUGAAUGCAUCAAGGCUCUUUUCAGUGAUCCAAGUUUUGCUGACUUUCUGGUCUUUGCACCUGAACGCCAUUAUGCCGACGAAGAUGAGACGAUUCGUUUAUAUCAUGAGAUGCAUACUGGAAAAUGGUGGUGGAAUAGUCAGAAACACUUAGAUCACGAGCGCCCUGGUGCUACAAUAAUUCCCAUCAUCAUUUCAUCAGACAAGACUCAAGUUACAAUGUUUUGCAACAAGACAGCAUACCCCGUCUACAUGACUAUUGGAAACAUCCCAAAGGAUAUUCGUCAGAAACCGUCAUGCCAGGCACAUGUCCUCCUUGCAUACCUUCCAACUACUCGCCUUGAACACAUUACCAACAAAGCUGCUCGCCGACAGAUGCUUGCCAAUUUAUAUCAUGCUUGUGUGGGACGUGUACUUGCACCACUCACAGCUGCCGGCAUCAAUGGCAUUAAUAUGCGAAGUGGUGAUGGAAUAAUGCGUCGAGGCCAUCCUUUGUUUGCAUGUUUUGCAGGAGACUACCCAGAGCAAGUUUUAGCUACCGGAGUCAAGACAACUCAAUGUCCAAAUUGCGAUGUUCCCUCCGAUGAGCUUGGUCUAGCAACUGGUGUCGCAAAUUGGCAACCACGAGACCUUGGUGCAGUACUUGAUGCCCUCUGCGCUCUUGACCAAGGUGGAUUGGCCUUUGUGCAUGCAUGCGCAGAUGCUGGCAUUAAGCCUAUUGUCCACCCAUUCUGGGAGGGACUACCCUUUGUCAAUAUAUUUGAAUCCAUAACUCCUGAUAUUCUGCAUCAACUAUACCAAGGGCUCGUCAAGCAUCUCCUCGCUUGGCUUUCUGAUUAG
Molecule: messenger RNA, 1614 nt
Organism: Suillus discolor
Lineage: Eukaryota; Fungi; Basidiomycota; Agaricomycetes; Boletales; Suillaceae
Exons: 4
Coding region: 1-1614 (537 amino acids)
Source: RefSeq, a predicted model, not a curated record